CAUGGGGUCAAGAGAUCACGCAUCGAUGCUCAAGCACAGGCAGCCAAGCAGAAAGAAGAUGCUCAUAUAAGAGACACUUACGCCGAGCUUGUGGAACAGUGCUGGAUGAAGAGAUCGGCAAAAGAGUACUCGCUUGCGAGUCUCGCGCAAACCACCAAGGUGUUAGAUAUAAAUCCCGAGUUCUAUACAAUCUGGAACUUUCGUAGGGAGAUCUUGCUGGGAGGACUCUUGGAUGGGCAAGUCCUGACAUCGGUAACUUUACUGCAGCAGGACUUGAAGUUGACGGUAUCCUACUUGCAAAUCCAUCCCAAGGUCUACUGGAUCUGGACUCAUCGGAAAUGGUGUCUCGAAAGGAUGCCCGAUGAUAUCGAGGACCAUGUCAAUUGGAAGCAGCAGACUUGGAAGGCAGAGCUUGGCCUGGUCGAAAAAAUGCUCGAGCGCGACGCCCGGAAUUUUCACGCGUGGGAUUACAGGCGCCAUGUUCUUGCUUCAGGAUUCCCGAAUCGGGGACCAGAUGCUGAGCUCAAGUAUACGACAAAGAAAAUCGAGGGCAACUUUUCGAACUUCUCCGCUUGGCAUCAGCGCACCAAGGUUUUGGGUUCGCUCUGGGAGGACAUGCAGAGAGAAGGGAUCCGGGAAAAUCUGGAUGAAAUCGAACGAAUGAAACAGGCAGAGUUUGAGCUCGUACUGCAGGCACUCUGGACCGAUCCAGGCGAUCAAUCCGGCUGGCUAUACCACAGAUGGCUCAAAGAAACAGGAGAAGAUGAGCUCAUCUUAGGCAGAGAGAUCGAUAAUAUCCGGGAAUUGCUGGAUGUUGAACCAGAUGCUAAAUGGCCUUUGGACAGCCUCGUACAUUACUCUAUGCUGCAGCUUGGUCGGCAUGGAGUUUCAGACGCCUCUAUGGUCAAAUUGGACAUUGAGCGGUGGCUCUCUCGGCUCCAACAGGUCGACCCAUUUCGUCGCCGAAGAUAUGCCGAGCUUCGUAAGUCGCGAUGA
Messenger RNA from Filobasidium floriforme, 996 nucleotides. RefSeq lists its product as uncharacterized. Gene Ontology annotation, molecular function: Rab geranylgeranyltransferase activity. The annotation marks the transcript as partial. The transcript is spliced from 7 exons. The record is from RefSeq and is a predicted model, not a curated record. Gene Ontology annotation, cellular component: Rab-protein geranylgeranyltransferase complex; cytoplasm. Gene Ontology annotation, biological process: protein geranylgeranylation. NCBI's taxonomy places the organism in Eukaryota, Fungi, Basidiomycota, Tremellomycetes, Filobasidiales, Filobasidiaceae.